Messenger RNA from Cuscuta campestris, 3251 nucleotides. Lineage: Eukaryota; Viridiplantae; Streptophyta; Magnoliopsida; Solanales; Convolvulaceae. The record is from the annotation of a GenBank genome assembly.
CCUGCCCGAGUACCACUCUCCAAUCUCCCUCCCGACUCAGCCGGAUAGGCCGCCACCCGCCGCUCCGCGCCUCUCUGCCUGGCCGCCUCUGAGCUCCGCGUUUUCCGCCCGGUGUCAAUAUCUCGCCCCGGCGCGCAGGCUCAGUAGCCCAGUCCGCCACCGCCCACCGGUCCACCGCGGCACACCGGCAUCGCGAGCCUCCAGGUUGUCUUGAUGAAUACGUUGGCAAAGAAUCAAUCUUUAUUGGCUAAUAAACUUAUUCCCCUGUUGUCGACCCACAAUGAUCUCACCAUUACACAUUUGAAGCAAAUCCACUCACAAAUCAUCUCCAAUGGAUGUCUCAAUUCUACCGAGCUUCUCACUAGCUUCAUUUUCUCAUGUUAUAACUCUCAAAACACUAAGUAUGCAGAGCUCAUUUUGCAUAGUCUUCCAACUUCCGUUCCGUUGGUAUGGAAUUCGAUGAUUCGGGUAUCUCUUGACUCACAGAACCUUAAAGAUUUCUUGGAUAUCUAUCAUUGGUCGAGGCUUUACGGGUUCUUCCCUAACAAAAGCACCACCUCUUUGAUUUUACGUUUUUGUGCUCGUUUCGGUGCGUCCCAGUUAGGGAAAUCCUUUCACUGUCAGAUAGUGAAAAUGGGGUUUCAAUUUGAUGUGGUUCUGCAGACUGGGUUGCUCGACUUUUAUUCAAAGAUUGGGGACCUGAGAUUGGCUCGGAGGGUGUUUAACGAAAUGUCUGAAAUAGAUGUCAUUGCAAAUAAUGUUAUGAUUUCAGCUCUAAGUAAACACGGGUUUUUUGAUGAGGCAAAGCAGCUGUUUGAGAGUAUGCCCGAGAAGAAUGCUUCGUCGUGGAAUUUGCUGAUCACUGGUUACUGCAAAGCGGGUGACGUGGAAUCUGCGCGCUCUGUCUUUGAUCGGAACCCAUCAAAGGACGUAAUUUCUUGGAAUGCAAUGAUUGAUGGAUAUUGUAAGUCAGAACAGUUGGUUUAUGCAGAGGAGAUGUUUACAAAGUUAGGUUCUUCUAGAACUGCUGUGAGCUGGAAUACAAUGAUUGCUGGGUAUGUGCAGUGUAGGGAGUUUGCCAGAGCUAUAAACUUGUUUCAGGAAAUGCUAAACGAGAAGGUGAAACCAACUGAGGUGACAAUGAUCAGUUUGCUGUCUGCAUGUGCUCAUAUCGGAGCAUUAGAUAUGGGCGAAUGGGUUCAUGCCUACAUCAACAAAAAUAGAUUUAGGGUUGAUGCCGUUUUAGGCAAUGCUCUUAUAGACAUGUACUGCAGAUGUGGAAACAUGGAAGCAGCUCUUGAUGUUUUUCAUGGCCUCCAUACUAGGAAUACAUUUUGUUGGAAUUCCAUCAUCGUGGGUCUAGGAAUGUAUGGCUAUGGAAGUGAGGCCAUAGAUGCUUUUAACGCAAUGCAAAAGGAAGGUACUAUAAAGCCCGAUCGGGUCACUUUUCUAGGGCUUCUAUGUGCUUGUAGCCAUUCUGGCUUGGUUUCUGCCGGCAAAAGCUAUUUCUCUCAAAUGAAGAGUUCUUAUGGAAUUGAACCUGGAAUUGAACAUUAUGGAUCAAUGGUUGACCUUUUAGGCCGAUCCGGACUUCUAGAAGAAGCAAUGGAACUCAUAAAAACCAUGCCUAUGAAACCAAAUGUUGUUGUUUGGGGAAGCUUGCUCCGAGCAUGUCACGUUCACAAGAACAGUGAACUCGGUGAACAAGUUACCCAGCAUCUCUUGGACUUGGAUCCGCACGAUGGAGCAAACUAUGUUUUUUUGUCCAACCUCUAUGCUUCCUUAAACCGAUGGACCGAUGUUGCCAUGUGUCGGAAGUUGAUGAAUGAGAGGGGGGUGUUAAAGAUGCCGGGAUGCAGUUCGAUCGAAGUUGACAAUAUAUUGCACGAAUUUGUAGCUGGUGACACUUCGCAUCCUCAGUUUCCUCAAAUCAAUGCAUUGUUGGAUAAGAUUGCCAAGGAUCUGCAGGCUAAUGGUUAUGAACCGGAUACAUCAUCCGUGCUGCAUGACAUUGAUGAUGAGGAAAAGGAGGAUGUGAUUAGAUACCACACAGAGAGAAUUGCUGUGGCUUUUGGUCUGUUGAAUACACUGCCUGGAAAAACAAUCCGCAUUGUUAAGAACCUGAGAACGUGUGGUGAUUGUCAUGUGGCCUUGAAAUUUAUUUCAAAAUUAUACAAGAGAGAGAUAGUGGUGAGAGAUAGGAACAGAUUUCAUCACUUCAGGGAAGGGCAUUGUUCUUGCAAGGAUUAUUGGUGAUUUAACAAGGCUGAAUGUUUCACUUUCGACGGAUGAUCCUUUGCAAAUUCAUCUGACGAAAGAGCCUCUAGUGGAAGAAUACAGCAUUGCAGCGAAGGUUUGGAAGACAAAUUUGUGCGACCUUUGUGAGAUAAGAUAGCGAGGAGUUCUGUUUACCAGUCUGGAUUUUCUCAUGAUGAUGACAAGCGGAAGGGCAACAAGCCGAUAAUCGAGGCAGCACAGUCCAUUCAAAUGGACCUCGGAGGAAGAAUCAUUGUUUGCCUCUGCUUGGGUUGAUGUUUUCGAGCAACCUAUCGUUGAGGUUCCGAGCAAACGAAAGAUGCGAUGUGGGAUUCGUUUCGAGUAGAAGUUCUUUGCGGCGAUGAACAAGGAUGUCUCCUACUGAACGCGAGACUAACUCACUUCCAAAUGGGGCCACAUCAACCGUAAAGUCCAAAAGUUUAUCGGAGUUUACGAGGAAUGCUCUCGGUUGCGGAAGAGCAGGACGAACAAUGUUGAUGUUCUGCGACAAGCCACCACCCGCUAUCAAGACGACGGACACCAAGGCAAGGUCCCCGUCGAUCUUUAGUGAAUUUUAAGUCAUUCACCGAAAUGGCAACAACUCAACAACCCCGAGAUCAAAUCGUCAAAGAAAAGAUCCUCCGCCAGGUUGAGGCAAAUGAGACUAUUGUUUCUUUGGAACAAAAGCCUUCCUUCAUUCUAGACGACUCCGGUGACGAGAACCCCAUUCUACGACCAAUCAUAAGGAAGAAGGCAAAAUACAUUGUCUCGAGUUCUGGAGGAUCCGACUUUGUUUCCUCUCACGACAAAAUCGUCCGGGCAAUGAUUAAACAACUGCGGGUGUUCAAUAUUAGGGAAGAAGAGAAAGAGAAACGAAGGCAAGAGAAGGAAGAGAUCGAAAUAAUGGAAACCGACAUUGAUACGUUAUCGAGCUUCAAACAUAUGUUUUUUGAGAGAAGACAAAAAGAGAUGAAGACUAAAUAUAAUUUGCCUUA